Messenger RNA from Funneliformis geosporum, 381 nucleotides. NCBI's taxonomy places the organism in Eukaryota, Fungi, Glomeromycota, Glomeromycetes, Glomerales, Glomeraceae. The record is from the annotation of a GenBank genome assembly.
AUGGAUAUGUGUUCUAAAAAGUCUAAAGUAAUAGAAAGAAGGAGAAAAGUAUAUACUGAUAAAACCACACAACAACGACAACAGCUUGACGGCAAUGACGUUAAACAACGCAUAUACUUACAUGCGGAAAUGGAGUUUAUAGCAGUGUCUAAAAGAUGUUGUUACUUGUGUGAACUUUAUAUUGAUUUUGCACAAAGACAUGGAUAUGAUAUUAAAGUCUCUGGAAACCACAAGAAAAUAUAUAGUGGAUGGAAACUUCCGAAUGUAAACUUCAAGAUCGAAGCCCUGAGAUAUAUACUAGAAAAUCGUAAAGAGCAAGAUAAAACACUGAUUCCGAAAGUGGUGGAAAUAGUCCAAAUCAAAAAAAUAAUGAUUAUUUGA